Molecule: messenger RNA, 1035 nt
Organism: Salvelinus sp. IW2-2015
Lineage: Eukaryota; Metazoa; Chordata; Actinopteri; Salmoniformes; Salmonidae
Source: RefSeq, a predicted model, not a curated record
AUGCAACAAGCCCACGCUACAGCACUGCAACAAGCCCACGCUACAACACUGCAACAAGCCCACGCCACAGCACGCAACAAGCCCACGCCACAGCACCGCAACAAGCCCACGCCCCAGCACCGCAACAAGCCCACGUCCCAGCACCGCAACAAGCACCAACGCCCAGCAGCACACGCAACAAGCCCACGCCCCAGCACCGCAACAAGCCAGUACCGCAACAAGCCCACGCCCCAGCACCGCAACAAGCCCACGCCCCAGCACCGCAACAAGCCAGUACCGCAACAAGCCCCCGUCGCAGCACUGCAACAAGCCCACGCCCAGUACAGCAACAAGCCCACGCCCCAGCACCGCAACAAGCCAGUACCGCAACAAGCCCACGCCCCAGCACCGCAACAAGCCCACGCCCCAGUACCGCAACAAGCCCACGCCCCAGCACCGCAACAAGCCAGUACCGCAACAAGCCCCGUCGCAGCACUGCAACAAGCCCACGCCCCAGUACCGCAACAAGCCCACGCCCCAGCACCGCAACAAGCCGUACCGCAACAAGCCCACGCCAGCACCGCAACAAGCCCACGCCCCAGUACCGCAACAAGCCUGCACUGCAACAAGCCCACGCUGCAGCACUGCAACAAAGCCUGCACCGCAACAAGCCCACGCUGCAGCACUGCAACAAGCCCGCACUGCAACACUGCAACAAGCCCACCGCUACAGCAAUGCAACAAGCCCACGCCCCAGCACCGCAACAAGCCCGCCCACCGCAACCCAGCACCCGCCAACAAGCCCCGCCACCCAGCACCGCCAACAGCCCACGCCACAGCACCGCAACAACCAAGCACCGCAACAAGCCCACACAGCACCGCAACAAAGCCCACGCCCCAGCACCGCAACAAGCCCACGCCCCAGCACCGCAACAACCCACAACCCCAGCACCGCAACAAGCCCACGCCCCAGCACCGCAACAAGCCCACGCCCCAGCACCGCAACAAGCCCACGCCACAGCACCGCAGCAAGCCCACGCCACAGCACGUUCCUUAA